Molecule: messenger RNA, 2470 nt
Organism: Paramecium sonneborni
Lineage: Eukaryota; Ciliophora; Oligohymenophorea; Peniculida; Parameciidae
Source: the annotation of a GenBank genome assembly
AUGAAAAUAUUAAUAAUUCUGAUAGUGACAUAAUCUAUAUCAACAAUCAUAGGAUUUACAGAAUAUAAAGAACCAAAAGAAGUAAUAGCAUUAGCUCUUGAGCUUUUUGGACUAGCAAUCUUAUUACUUUUAAAUAGGAUGAAUUAAUCAGAUUUAGUUUAAAGAUUAUUGCUCUUAUGCUAAUCAUUAAUAAUAUUUGUAUUAAUUCCAGAUUCUCAGUUUAAAUUUUAUACAGCAGUUUAUCAUAUAGUGGUUCGCAUUUAACUUUAGAAUAAACUAAGUAAAUGGUUAUUAUUAGAAUGGUUGGGUAAAAUCUAAAUAAUUAAUGAUUUAGUCUUUCUUUCUAUUAUACUAAUAUUUGGAACAUCUUUAGACAUACAAGAAAUAAUUAGAAGUGUUUUUGUAGGGAUUGCAAUAAUGUUAAUGGAAUGUCUUCUUUUCCAAGAUUAACUUCAAAAUGAAGAAAAUAAACCAUAAAUUAUGGUAUCAUCAAAAAUGAAUAAUACUAUUGUUAAUAAUGAUGGCUCUAUUCCAAGAAAUAUUGAAGAGCGAAUCAUAGAUCCAAAGGUGACUUUAUUACAUUUAGAUGACCAAUAUAACAUUAUGGAAUUUUAGAAAUAAAGUGCUAUUUAUUAAUUAUUAGAUGGUGAAGUAUAAAGUCUUCUUUAGGAUCUAUAAAUUAAUAAAAUAGACUCAAAAUCAAAGUAGUUAUUACCAUAAAAAUGCAAUUAAAUUUCAUUAAAAUAUUUUUUAGACUUAGUUAAAAAUAAUGCUAUUCCUAUGGUUAUUUAAGUAAUUGACUAUACACAUCCAAAAAUAGAAAAUCAAUUAAUUAAAAUAAUUUAUCAAAAUGAUUUUGAAAUACAUUUUUACGAUGUUGAAGAAAGAGAUAAGUAUUUAAAAAGAAGUUAUAUAUAUGCUAUUUUAAAAUAAAUAUUUAAUACUAUGUCGCAUGAAUUUGGAACAAAUUUAAAUUAUUUAUUAGCUUUAGCUUAAGUGGCAAUAGAUAAAUACAAUAAUUAAGAAUUAUAAUCCUAUUUUUAGCCUAUAAAAUCGACAGGAAUGAUAAUGUAUCAUUUUGUAUUGGAUAUGAUUGAUUUUAAUGCUCUUUUAGGAAAGAAGUUGGAAUUAUAAUUUGAAAAGUUAGAUGUAAAAUAUAUGUGAUAAUAUUAAAGAUUAUAGAAAUUGUCGAAGAAGUAACAAAUAUAUUUUGUCAUUCUUUAUAAUAAAAAGGAUUAACUAUUAGCUAUGAUAUUUUGUUAAAUGAAAAAACAAUCUUUACAGAUAGAAGAAGACUUAAACAAAUCUUAAUAACUUUAAUUUCAAAUGCUUAAAAAUUUACUUUCAAAGGUGGUAUAAAAUUAAUAGUAAAAUCAAUUGAACAAAACAAAUAUAUAUAAUUUGAGAUUAUUGAUACAGGAGUUGGAUUAGCAACAUCAGAAUUAGACAUUUUGACUGAAAUGCUUAAAACAGAUUAUAAGAAUGAAAAAUAGAUAUCUAAAAAGACAGCAGGCUUUGGAUUAGGUUGUUACUUAAGUAAUAAAAUUGCAAUGAGUCUUUCUAAUCUUAAAUAUGAAGAAGGUGGAGGAAUUCGAUUUUCAAAUAAUUAAGAAGAAAAAGGUACAAAAGUAACAUUUAAGAUAAUCAAUGAACAAUUGAAUAUUAAUUCUACUUUAAUUGCUUAAUAAGAUAAUUAAAGUGGAAUUUUAAAAAUAGCUAAAAAUGUAAUAGUUGAUUUAAAACAAUCAUAAAUUGAAUUAAGUUUAAGUGGAUUAAAGAAACCAUUAACUAAACGAUUCAGUACUUUUAUGGUACCAAAGGUUAAAAGUUUUCAUGAAGAUUUAAUAAGAGAUUAGACAUAUAUUAAAUAACCUACAAAAGACUGUCUUUAAGGAAUGUAAAUUUAGUACACAAAGAUAGAUUCAGAUAGUGUAAAUGAAGAGACGAAUGAAGAAGAUUAUUAAAAAAGAUUAUAAAUAUAAAAUGUGAAAUUUACAUAUGCUCCUAGUGAUAUAAUUCGUGAACUGAGACAAUAAUCAAUUGGAGUAAGUGAACCUUAUGUGCCUGAUUGUAAAUGCAAAACAAUUCUUAUUGUUGAUGAUGAAAUGAUUAAUAUUUUAGGUUUAUCUUUGAUGUUAAAAUCUCUUAAUUUAGAUGCAGAUCAUGCAUUCAAUGGAUUAGAAGCAAUCAAAAAACUAGAAUAAGGUAAUAAUUUUAUUUUGAUAUAAAAGCUCAUUGUUUAUAUAGUAUUAUAUUUAUGGAUAUCAAUAUGCCGAUUAUGGAUGGUUAUGUAACAACAAAAACCAUAUUAAAUAAAUAUAAAAUGGGUUCACCAAAAAUUAUUGCUUGUACUGCAUUUACUGAUAGUUAGACAAGAUAAGGCUGUUAUGAAGUUGGCAUGUCUCAUUUCAUUAAUAAACCUGUCAAUAAAAUAGAACUAUAAAAGUUACUCUGUUAUCUUAUAAAUUGA